GAUGGCAAGCAGUCCUUUACAUGUUGAAUAUGUUGCAGUAUAUCCUAGAUACAAUAUAUGUUUGCAGAACCGAACAGUUCUCUUGUUGCGUAGGGAGAAUUGGAUUCAGAAGGUAUAAAUAAUCCGGGAAGAAAAACAAAAAUGCAGAUAGUUCACAUUCGUUUCCCAGUGUUCUUUCUUUGGGUGUAGCUGCUUUUGUCCAUCAUUUAUCAAUUGAAACUCAGGUCUCUUUGUCAAAGAAAUCCACUUCCAUCAAAAUAUGUCCUCAUACAAUAUCGUUGUCGAAGUGUAUAAUGGUCUCCUGGUUCUGCUCAUCUCACUUAGCAUCAGUUCAUGUAAGUCUCUCCAAGCCUCUCUGUAUUCAUCCUGCUGGUCGUUUCUUACAGAACAAUAAUAUUCCAUAACAUUCAUAUACCACAAUUUACCCAGCCAUUCUCCAAUUGAUGGGCACCCAUUCAUUUGCAUGGAUAAUUUUUCAACAUUAACCCUUGCCAAACCUUAUGUCCCAAUUUUCCCCGCCUUCCUCCCACCCGCUCCCCUAGAUGGCAAGUAAUCCAAUUUAUGUUAAAAACGUUGCAGAUUUACUUCUUUAUUAAGUCAGUGAAUUAAUAAGUUGGAAAAAAGUUUAAAAAAAUAAUAAAAUUAAGCGACAUCUCCGUCUAAGUAACAAGCUAAGCAUUAGAGAUACAGAGACGGGAAAGAGAGCGCCUUCCCUCAGGGAAUCUGCCAUCUAAUAGGGACACAACCAAACAAACGCAAUACACAAAGCAAUUCAUUUUGUUAGUGGUGCAGAACUCCAAAAUGACUUUCUGGAGCCGCGUCAGGGGUUGGUCUUCCAGCUUUGCCAUUCAGUGUCCGCAUAAGCGGCUGGGGUCGCUCCUGGGAGGGAGGGGGGCAGGGUGGGGGAGGGGGAGCUGUUCCAUUGGAAAGUUCGGAAGUCUCUCAGAAGCGAGCACCGCACUUCAGCUUCCACUUGUCGGAAACGGAGCGGAGAGAAGGCGGGCACUUCCGGGGCAUCCGAGGUCGCGGCGGUGGCAACAUGGCGGCCCCCUUAGAGCUCAGGUGCUGGGGUGGCGGUUGGGGGCUCCCUUCUGUGCACAGCGAGUCCCUGGUGGUUCUGGAGAUGUACCUAUUUUGACAUCAGAAGACAAUAUUGUAUCUCAACCGGCAAAAAUACUUAAUUUUUUGAGAAAACAGAAAUAUAAUGCUGAUUAUCAACUUUCUGCAAAACAAGGUGCAGAUACACUGGCUUACAUUGCUCUCCUUGAAGAGAAGCUUCUUCCUGCAGUGCUCCAUACAUUCUGGAUUGAGAAUGAUAAUUACUUUACUGUGACAAAGCCAUGGUUUGCUUCACGGAUACCAUUUCCAUUGAGCUUGAUUCUGCCUGGAAGAAUGUCUAAAAGAGCAUUGAACAGGAUCCUCCUUACUAAGGGAGAGCCUCCUCACUACCAUCUCAAAGAAGUGGAAGCCCAGAUAUAUAGAGAUGCCAAGGAGUGCCUAAAUCUUCUAUCAAACAGAUUGGGAACAUCUCAGUUUUUCUUUGGAGAUAUGCCUACUACCUUGGAUGCCUAUGUAUUUGGUUUCCUUGCACCUCUUUAUAAAGUACACUUCCCUAAGGUUCAGCUACAAGAGCACGUGAAACAACUUUCUAAUCUGUGUCGAUUCUGUGAUGACAUCCUGAGUUGUUACUUUAGGAUUAGCCUUGCAGGCUUUUCUCCAGCGGGACAAGAUACAGUAGAUGCAAAUCUGCAGAAACUCACACAGCUUGUAAAUAAGGAAUCCAACUUGAUUGAAAAGAUGGAUGACAAUCUUCGCCAAAGUCCUCAACUUCCUCCUCGGAAAUUGCCGACUCUCAAAUUAACGACAGCAGAUGAAGAAAGCAAUUCAUUUCAGCCCCUUUCACCCUGACAGCCAUCAUUUUCUGUGCAUGUGCUUCAGCUGCCUUCAAAUCAUUUGAAUGCCACAGUAAUCUUUCUUAUAAACAAGUGUGGUCAGGCAAAAGGAAAGCUAUUAGAAUAUGUACAAGUCAGAAAUUAAGACUAAAAGUAGACCCUCUCCAUGCUGCUUGUUGCUCUAUUAAGAAGCUUAUAGUCUAACCUGAUCAUGCUCUAAAAUGUGGUUAGAGUGGUUUUUUAAAAAGAAAAAUAUAUUGUACUGUAUGAAACCAUCUUAACCUUGGCAAAUGUUUGCCCUUUGGUCCACAUAUUGUUGAUCAAACCCUUUAAUUUCAUUUCAACUGCUCAUUGUUCAAGUGUAUUAAUUUAUUCUCCUUCAAACAAUAUAUGUAUUACUGUAUAACUAUUUGGCUAAGAUUUUUUCCUCUGUUAAGAAAUCUGUGGUCUCCUUUAGUAUUAAAUGUAAAAAUUUUGCUUAUUAGUGGAAUAUCUUGUUUUUAGAUAGCAGUUUUUAAAAAAGGGCUUUUAAUUAGGUUGUUUUGAACACUAUCUUUUUGGUUUGGGUACUGUAUACAUCAAAUAUAAAUGAUGUUUCACAUUGUAUUGUCUUACCCAGUGCCCUUCAGGAUAAUUUAUCACAUUCUUAUGUUUGUGCACAUUGUAGGCUAGCAAGGGCCCUGAUUAGUGUAUUGGUCAAUAUAGCUUCAUAGAGCUAUAUUUUUGGCUUGUCUCUAGAUCUGGUUGGGGUCUAAUUCGAUCCCAAGAGAAUUGAGUCUGUUGGUAUAGAGAUGCCAUAUCAUCUCUAACUUUUUCCAGCUGUUAAUAAUCUCAGGAGGAGCCCAGGGAUAGAGUAACAAGAGUAUUGCAUGUCAAAAAAUUCUGUAGCUAUCCCAGGCUUUGCUCUAAUCAUUAUACACAAGAAGCGUAUAAUAUACUCAAAACCUUUAUAAGAACUAACUUGGCUGUUUCUUAGACAGCAGCUGAAAAACCCAAAGGCAUAGCUUAGAAAGCAGCUUUAGAUUUUUAAGACUCUAUUUUAUCUUUAUUGGUUACUGAAGUGCUUAAGAAAUUCAGCCAUGAGGGCCAUAUUAUUUCCAAUUAUAAGCUUGCUUAUUCUCAUGGCUAAUAAGCUUCUUUAUCUUAGAAUAUAUCUGGGAUUUUAAAAGUAUAGCAACAUGUUUUUUAAUCAGUGUCUUAAAGAUUACUAACGGUGCUCACCUUAUCUUGUCAAAUUCUCAUUUAGAGACCCAUAUGUCCAGAAAUUGGUAGACCAUUUUAUUCAUUUCAUGUUGAUUUGACAGCAGUUUCUUGAAUCCAUCCUUCUUUAACUAUUUAUUUUGUCUUUAAUUACAUAUUUAUAUAAGAAUCCACAGGUUCUUGUAAAUAUUGCAUCCUGAAAGUUUUAACUAAGAUGGAAAAUGUCAUCUUUAAAAUUUCCUUUAUUUCUUCAAUUACUGUGGGAAAGGUAUGUUGACAAGUUUUCUUGUUAACUAUUUAAAUAUUUGUUUCUGCUUCACUUUAUAAGGAUAGAUUUAGCUACAAAAGCAGUCAAAUCUACAUAAAUGUCUUGAAAAUCAUGAACCUUGGAAUUUUAUGUUUGUGGAGCAUAUGUAUAACAAACAGUGAGCAAAUUUUAUGAAUCACACUUUUGCUUAUGUUUUGUUUAAAGGGGAUUGUUUUAUCAAAAAGUUCAGCUUUGCAUAAAGAUAUAUUAAAUGUCUCAAAUGAAAAUGUUUAAAUCUAGACAUGUAGGAUAAUAAUAUUUAAUACUGGAUUAUAUUUAUGUGGCUUUAGGAUUUACAAAAUGCAAUGCAUUUAUUUCCUUUCAUUAUAUUUCUUAGGUGGGAUCAGGCUCAGAUCUUACUUUUAUGUGCUAAUAUCUUCUAUCAAAAGAUAUGACAUUCAUUGAAUUAUUAUACUUCAUAAUAAACAUAAGUGUGAUUCGUUAAUUGUUUUUUCUAGCUUUGAAUGUCUUUACCUAGUUGUAUUUGCAUAUAUUUUUUCUCUUCAAUAGAUAACCUUUGGCUUUAAAGAACUUUUAAUUACUUCUUCUUUUUUGUUAUUUUUCUGUAUAAAUAAAAUUUAUAAUUUGAAGUUAAGCCAAGUAGAAAGUAUUAUAGGGACCUUAUAUUGGAAGGAAAGGGGCCAAAAAUUUGCAGAUUAAUCAAGGAUUAUAAUCAGUCUAAAUCAGUAUAUGUUUUUGAACAAGUUUAAAUUUUGGGAAAACUAGUCUUGGAACAAAAUGCUAGAGGCAAUUUUUGAAGGAGGUAGGUUAGGGGAAAUAAGAUUCAUUUCCUUGUUUCAUGUGGCUAUGAGAUGGAAUAAGUUUGAAGAGGAAAAAAAAAGUAGGGAGAAGAAAAAAUAUUAUCUAGAAAACCAAGAGCCAGUUCCUGCAUGGUAUAUUUUAGAUUAAUGACAGAGCAGUAGAAAGCAUAAUGUUUUUAUUACCUUGGAAAGCUGCUCCCUAACACUCUUCCUUCCCUUUACCAAAGUUUGACACCAGCAAAUCAGAUUUCAUUGUAAAUCUCUAAAGUGCAGUUUGGUCACCGGGGGUUUGAAAGUUGGUUAAAUCAAAAUUUAUGGCCUUUCAGUUUGUAAUUGUAUUUUUACUAAAUAUAUAUUAUUGACAACCUAGUGAAGGCAUCUCUAGAUAUUGAAGAAAAUAGCCAUUUAUGCUAAAUCUGUUAAAUGGCAGUGACAACAGCAUUAGGGACUUUGCCUUAGACAAAUAUCAUCAACAUCAGUUCAGUUUGUAUGCUUGAUUCUAAUUCCUGAAAGGAAGUGACAGGACCAAUAUGUUGUCAAGGACAGUCUGAAGUACAUCAUUCAUAUCAAUAUUUAGGAGAUUAUCAUCAAGAGACUGCUGCUUGAAGAAGGAAUCUGUAUCUAGGAUUUCCAGAAUAUAAAACUUUUAUUUAAACAAGAGGUGGGAAAUAUCUAGUUUAAUGCAAUACAGUUUGAUUUAAACUUGUGCCUCAUUUUAUCAUGGAACUGUCUUCCAGAUUUAUUCUGUGGGCCCAGAUUGGACCAAAAGACAUAAUUAUCAUAGAUGAUGACAGGUACUCAUCUAAUGUGUUAUUAAACAGGAUCCUGAGCAAUCCUGAGCAACUGUUAGAAGGAAGAAAGUAAUAAAGGAUGAUUGUGAUUUAAUUUAUCUGCAUUAAUUUGGAAAUUAGAUCUUUAGAUCAUUAAUUGGAUUUAAACAUGAAAACCUGGAAAAAAAUUAAAAAACUUUUUUGAAAUUGGAAAA
Messenger RNA from Antechinus flavipes (yellow-footed antechinus), 5145 nucleotides. RefSeq names its product metaxin 3 (gene MTX3). Gene Ontology annotation, cellular component: SAM complex. The record is from RefSeq and is a predicted model, not a curated record. The transcript is spliced from 8 exons. Bases 802 to 1908 code for a protein of 368 amino acids. Gene Ontology annotation, biological process: mitochondrion organization. Lineage: Eukaryota; Metazoa; Chordata; Mammalia; Dasyuromorphia; Dasyuridae.